Messenger RNA from Gambusia affinis (western mosquitofish), 905 nucleotides. RefSeq names its product mitochondrial ribosomal protein S28 (gene mrps28). The coding region runs from base 248 to 769 and encodes 173 amino acids. NCBI's taxonomy places the organism in Eukaryota, Metazoa, Chordata, Actinopteri, Cyprinodontiformes, Poeciliidae. The transcript has a single exon. Gene Ontology annotation, cellular component: mitochondrial small ribosomal subunit. The record is from RefSeq and is a predicted model, not a curated record.
GGAUUAGAAUCGAUGCUCUUGGGGCGAAACACGAACCAGUAAAUACAUAAAAUAAUAAACUUAAUUUUCUAUUUAUUUCGAACAGACAAUAAUAAACAAAUACAUUUUUAAAAUCUGAAAAGUUUAAGAAGCUAUUUAAGAUUUCCAGUCCAAAUUUGCAUUAACCUUCCUAAAUCAACCGGGGUUGGCGCUGUGGCCCAACAGGAAUUCAAAGGGAACUCGUCUUCUUCCGGUAUUGGAGGACAACAUGGCGGCCUUGUGGAGACUGAGGUUCGGGUGCCGGUCCGCGUUCCGCUUCUCCUCAAACGUUUCCGUCCGGACCUGCUUCAGCUCGGACAGUGAGGACGGAACCAGAGCCGCAGCCGGUUUCGCGGCUGCCUUUCAACGGCAGGCGGAGCUCCAGCGGGAGGCAGAGUCCUCCGCGCCCGAUCAGAGUGCCUCCAUCUCCGGCCAGGAGCAGACCUUCGCCUCGCUCUUCCAGGCUGUUCCGGUCAGAGACAAGGUUGUAGUUGGGAACAUCUUCCAUGUGGUCCGGGACGACCUGUACAUCGACUUCGGAGGGAAGUUUCACUGCGUCUGCCGAAGACCCGCGGCCGGAGGAGAGAGGCUGCAGCGGGGCUCCAGGGUCCGGCUGAAGGUCCUGGACCCGGAACUUACCGCCCGGUUCCUGGGAGCCAAGACCGACACCACCCUGCUGGAGGCCCAGGCGGUCCUGCUGGGUCCGCUGGAGGUACGGGAAGCCCAAGGACGGGUGCAGAAGCAGGACUAGAACCGGAACAAUGGCUGAAGCCAGAAGCGGGACCAAAAACAGUUCUGGUUCAGCGUCUGGACCGCAGAGUGCAUCAUUACAAUACUCUUUUCAAUCAAGUUUGAGUAAAAUGAUCAGAAUAAAUAUUUAUAAAGUA